ACAUCGGCGAGAGCCAAGUCCCCCCCCAAACCCAAGCCAAAGCCCAGAGAGGCAAGAGAGGAAGUUAAUGUAAUUCAUGUGCUUCGACUCUUAACAGCACUUGAGGAUUAUUUAGGAAGUUUAGGCCCCAGCAUUACGGAAUUAUUAGCCAAAGCUCUACAGAUUUCUAAGGUGCAUCCAGACAAGGUCAAUAGUUUGAUUCUCUCACCCGAAAAUUGUGUCGUUUUGGAGACGGCAAAGGAAAAAUUUACGGGUCUAAUAAUUUCCAAAAUGUUGGAAGGUAAUCAAGAGCGAGCACUGAAAAAGGCUGUCAACGAUACCGAAGCUUUGCUGGAGUUUGCUGCUGAAUUGACGGCUCAUGGUUCAAAUGAAAAUGAGAAAACUACUGGGAAUAGCAGUACCGCCGGACAAGCUCUGAGCAAUUCUUACUCAAAUCAGGAAGUCGCUCAAAAUACAAAGUCAACAGGAUCAUACAAAAUAUCAGAUCAAUUUGAUAAAACCGAACUGGCUGCCAAAUUAGCCUCAUCAUUGAUCUCACAAGGAAAAACAAAGAUUAAUCCUGAACAGUUGAAGCAAAUUAUUCAAGUUUACUCUCUAAUCGAGCAGAAGAAACUUCAAGAACCUUCAUCAAGCACAAUUAGCGCUGGUAUUAACUCAUCAAGUAUUACAUUUAGUAGCAAUACUAGCGAACGCCAACAAUUGUUGAACUUAAAUCCUUCAGAACAAAAUCGAGAACAAGCUUAUAACUACAAUUCUGCCACACAAAAUCGUGGUUCUUAUAACCUAAAUUCUGACACACAGAGUCGAGAUUCGUUUAAUUCAAAUCCUGCAGCACAAAAUCGCGAAUCUUAUAAUUCAAGUUCUGCAGUACCAACUCGGAAUCAGUUUAAUGCAAGUUCCACCCAACAAAAUCCCAAAUCAAAACUUCCGGCUCAAAAUCAACAAUUUUAUAACUCAAAUUCUAACCAUGAUCGUCAAACAUUUACAAAUCAAAAUCAAUUCAUGAAUUCUAACAUGACAAGCGAUAUGCAAAACAUGCAAACUAGUUCGAAUUACUUCUCUGCAAAUAUGGCUCAAACAAAUAAUACAAUUUUCAAUAAAAACACAUAUGGUGGAAACCCUAUGGAAUACAAUAACAGCGAUUUGUCGGAUCAGCAGUAUAAUCAAUACAAUGGCCAAUUCAAUGACAGUGGACAAUUUAAUAACAAUAUGAAUCCCUCAUCUAUGUACGCAAAUCGGACAUAUCCUUUUGGCUCGUCAAAUAACAACACCGGAGACAGACGCAACUGGAUGUAAACUGAUGUGCCCUAUGCUGAUUAAGAUUUGAAACCCUUGCAAAUACAAUUUGUUGUAAUGCUAGUUAUUAUUUUUAAAAUAUGUCAUUAUGGAAGAAAAUGAAAUAUGUGAUUAUGUAAACAUAUAAUUAAUUUUGAACAUUUAAACAUUGUCCAAAAUGUUUCCCAAAAAUUUUACAUUUUUGAGACAUUUUGUAAUAAUAACUAAAUAAAAUAUUAAAUAAUAUGUCAUAAGAACAUAUGAUGAACAAUGUAAAAUUACCAAUUAAGUUUUCUUUUUUU
Drosophila sulfurigaster albostrigata is the source of this 1577-nucleotide messenger RNA. Its product is annotated as probable serine/threonine-protein kinase dyrk1. The record is from RefSeq and is a predicted model, not a curated record. The transcript has a single exon. The annotation marks the transcript as partial. Lineage: Eukaryota; Metazoa; Arthropoda; Insecta; Diptera; Drosophilidae.